UGGUAGCAAUUAAGAUGAAUGAUGAUAUAUUAAUCAAGGAAGUUGAAAAGAACUGGGGCUUUGUAAUAUCAAGUGCACAGUACGAAGAGUGUCUAAGUUUUGCACAAAAUAAAAUAUGCAAUUUAAGUGCAGUCGAAGUAAAACUAUCUUCAGAAAACAAGUGUUUACUUAAUUUGUACUUCAGGAACUCUACGGAAAGUUGUAGCAUAAGAAUUUUGAAAAUAAAUCAUGAUGUCUGGUUUGCUAGUGAGGAACCUAACGUAUGGGAAUAUGUGACCCCGGACGAAAUGGAGAUUGUCAUUUUUCAUGGAAUGAAUCGGUCUCAUAUGAUUAUUAGAGGAUCUGGUAAAAUCAGACUGACGCCGGGUAUGAGAAUUAAAACGGAUAGUGUUAAAAUAUCGUUCACGAAUGUAUCAUUGUCAGAUAAACUGGCCGUGUAUACUAACGUACACUAUAACAUAUUGAAUUUUACUUUAGAUAGCUGGCGAAUGAAAUUUAUCCCAUCUUUAGAUAAAAACACUUCUGUACUAUCGGUUUAUGAUAGGAAAAAGUUGUUUGAUUUAGGAGUGGACAUAGAGGAUUUGAAAAGAGAAAGACCAUUUUUAGAGAACAUGCUAUACUCACCUUUGUCCUCGGGGUGGACAAUUGGUGGUUUAACAACAGUAGGAGUAAUAGUGUUGAUAAGUUUGUAUAUUUUUGCAUGCAGAAGAAACAAUUCAUUCAAAGAUAGCUCUCAAAGACCGGUAGUAAAUAUAAAAGAUAUCGAGAUAAUACAUCAUACACCAACUCAGAAAACAGUAGCAAACCGAAACAAUGACAUCCAGGAAGUUUUCGAAAAUCCGAAUUUAGUACGAUUUGGUGAUAUACUUUUGAACAACGACCCUCGUAACUACCAAACUGUGGUGGAAAUGGAGGAUGAAUUAUUACAAAUAGAAAACUAUUUGGAACCACGGCAGGAUGAAUUUACGAAAAAUAUCCACGUAGCAGAAAUUACAGAAAUAAAGGAAGCAAAUAAGUCGGAAAUACUCCCACUACGAGACAUAAUAGAAGCACAGGUAAUAAACAAAGAGCCGCAAGGAGCUCCUAAGGAAGAUAAAUCAGAUAAAAUAGCAGUUAGUAACAAGAAAAGUAUCAACAAAAUCAGGUGAACCCACCUACAACCAGGAAACAAAAAAGGGGCAAGAGACACAACAAUUUCGAGCGCUGCGAAACC
Wyeomyia smithii (pitcher-plant mosquito) is the source of this 1213-nucleotide messenger RNA. RefSeq lists its product as uncharacterized. The record is from RefSeq and is a predicted model, not a curated record. Lineage: Eukaryota; Metazoa; Arthropoda; Insecta; Diptera; Culicidae. Bases 15 to 1148 code for a protein of 377 amino acids. The transcript has 2 exons.